AUGUCGGGUGUCGAGAGCACGGCUACGGAUGGUGGCCGGUUGGCGGCGAGCUGUCCACCGGACGCAUAUGGCGGCGAAUGCUCGGCCAGUGACGUGAACGGUAUGCAGCACGGUAGAGGCAUGCCAAGCAAUGGCACGCAUGAUGGUUCACAGGUAAUCGAGCCAGAAGUACGGGGUAUUUUUCUGAAUCACCAAAGCGAAGUGGGCCAAGUAGCGUGUCUGAAACGGACACCAAACUGGCUGCUUGUAGUAGGGCCGUACAAAACAAUGUUGAAACGGCAGAUUCCGAAGUCACUGGAAAUGGGCAAGAUGAUGAGGUCAUUUAUUCCUCUUCCGCUGACUUCUUCCAGAAUUCCCGAAUCGAUGAAUUCGGAUUCAUCCGUAAUUCGAGCAACGAGUUUGUUAUUUAUUACACUGAUUCUGUAG
Messenger RNA from Gongylonema pulchrum, 426 nucleotides. Lineage: Eukaryota; Metazoa; Nematoda; Chromadorea; Rhabditida; Gongylonematidae. The record is from the annotation of a GenBank genome assembly.